GUGUACUACAAGAAGCCAUGGGGGUCGAGAAGCAGAACGCGAACCCGACUGUGUACGCCGUCGACACCAGCGGAACGGAGCGCAAGAAGGUAGCCGACUCCACCGCAGAUGAAGACAAUGAUAUUGUCGACCCGUUUGACGCCCUGGAAGUGUUUGAAAUGCUGAGGCACUUGAACGACCCCGAGCACCCAUUGACUUUGGAGCAACUGAAAGUGAUGACACUGGACAACAUUGUUGUAAACAACGUUGAGAGCCAAGUGAAGGUGCAGUUCACGCCGACCAUCCCGCAUUGCAGCAUGGCGACACUGAUUGGGCUGUGCAUCCGUGUCAAACUCUUGAGGUCAUUGCCUAAGCGCUUCAAAGUCGACAUUCGCAUUACCCCGGGAACUCACAUCACAGAGGAUGCGAUCAACAAGCAACUGAACGACAAGGAACGCGUGGCUGCCGCGCUCGAGAACGCACAUCUUUUGAAUGUUGUAAACAAGUGCAUUGCCAACACGGACGGCUAGUCAAGCAGUUCUCACCACGUAAACAUCAGAUGACCCCUGUUUAUUUCCUGAGA
Aphanomyces invadans is the source of this 562-nucleotide messenger RNA. RefSeq lists its product as hypothetical. The coding region runs from base 18 to 509 and encodes 163 amino acids. Gene Ontology annotation, biological process: iron-sulfur cluster assembly. The transcript has 4 exons. The record is from RefSeq and is a predicted model, not a curated record. Lineage: Eukaryota; Oomycota; Saprolegniomycetes; Saprolegniales; Verrucalvaceae.